AUGUCUUUUACUGUCCAAUCAAGAGGAUUUACAUCUGCUUCUCCUGCUACCAAUAUGUGGGAUAGCAUGGACUUUACCGCCAUGGCCGCAGCCGAUGAAGCAACUGACGCCGCUGUCAGCCGCUCGUCGGCGCUCAAAGAACGUGUUUGCAUGGUAUUUUAUGAAAACGGGACGUGCCCAUUUAAUAAUUACUGCGAACAUGCACACCACUUUUCAGAGUUGGAUACUGCUACGCAGUCGAAGUUCCUCAGUAGCAUCCCUAUAGAGUUAAUCCCUUUACAUUUUAUGGAUCCCAAUCAGCCUAAGUGUGAACCACUAACAGAAUCCAAAGGCUUUUUCAAUGGGACUUCACAUUGCACUUCAUUUGGAUGCCCCAACUCUAAUCUUGAAAAUAGAAAUGCACAAAAUUCUAAUGUUUAUGUCAUCAAGCAAAUUGCCACUCAUACACCACCAACGGCAUCGACUCCCCGCCCGAUUGCACCGACUUUUUUCACAACCUCAACUACAGGUGCUCAAGCUUACCAACGUGGGAUUUAUACUGCCGCUGCGGUUGGAUCGUUUCCGUCCGCUGCAUCACCGCUCGAUGCCUCUUUUUCCAGUCGCACCACAACCUCGGGCUACAGCAGUAGUCAUGGAAGCCCAACAUUAGGAAGCGCUUGUCUGCACAUCCAGUCGAUGCCAUCCCAAAAUUUAUUGGACAACUUCCAUAUACAGCUCCCUGCGCGUUGUCAUUACCCACACCCCAACAUCUCUGGAACCUAUUAUGAUAUCCUUGGUGUUGAUCAUAACGCAUUGCAAUCUGAUAUUAUUGAUAAAUAUAGUACGUGGCAGAGGGAGGGGUAUAAAAAAAUGCGUCUUGGCAACCCCAAAGGCGCUGAGGCUAAGGAUCGACUAAUAGUGGAGGCUCGCAAUGUGCUCGGACACACUGUGUUACGAGCCCAGUACGAUCAAUCUCUGGCGAACAAGAAUAUUGAUAGCGUCAGCACUAAUAUCGACGCUGUCAAGAGCCCCCAGACAGGGACUAUCGCGAAAAAUAAAAGCAGCUGCAGCAAAGGGAAAUGGAGAUCGGUAAAGCUUUGA
This is a messenger RNA of Phytomonas sp. Hart1, 1080 nucleotides long. The record is from the annotation of a GenBank genome assembly. Lineage: Eukaryota; Euglenozoa; Kinetoplastea; Trypanosomatida; Trypanosomatidae.